UGGCUACCAGUCAUUAUGGGAAUUUGGACUUUACGUGGGGGUUUGUGCAAAUAUCGCGACGAUAAAGCGAGAUCCUCGUCUCCGGAGGCGAUGAGAUCAGCGGCGGCAAUGGCGGCAGGUUUCGUCGGUUCACCGGUGGCGAUCCUUGUUUUAGUUCUAUUUUAUUCGCAUCUCCUCGCUUUGGCCCUCGCUGACGGCGCUAGCUCCGACGACGGGUACAGGAUUGCGGGACGGGUGAAACUGGGAGGUAAAACUCCCAAAGAGUUUGGUCUUUUGCCAAAGCUUACAAAUGCCAAAGUCAUACUUAAUGGUGGUCAAAGCAUCACUUUUACAAGAGCAGAUGGUUAUUUCUCAUUUCACAAUGUGCCAGCUGGAACACAUCUGAUUGAAGUAGCUGCACUAGGUUAUUUCUUUUCCCCGGUUCGUGUUGAUAUCAGUGCUAGAAACCCUGGUAACAUCCAUGCAGCACUCACAGAGAAUCGCAGAGUUCUUAAUGAGCUGAUCCUCGAGCCACUAAGAGAGGAGCAUUACUAUGAGAUAAGGGAACCGUUUUCCAUUUGGUCAGUAGUGAAAAGUCCAAUGGGUUUAAUGUUGGGUUUCACGCUUUUGGUGAUAUUUGUCAUGCCAAAAUUGAUGGAUAGUAUUGAUCCAGAGGAAAUGAAACGGGCUCAAGAGGAAAUGAGGGCGCAAGGGAUUCCUUCGAUUUCGAACAUGUUGCCGAGGGGCAGUUGAGCUUCAGACCGAGUUGGAAAUGCACCUGAAAAAGAUUAUAUUCCACAAGAUUUACUGUGCAAUGAAAUAACUUAUCAUUUUGUGCUUUAACUAUUUUUAGGGUUGGAUUAUGGGACUGAAAUCAUCUGAUUAAUUAAUUUGUUGUUCUUAGGAAGGCUUUGUGGUUGUAUCAUGAAGCAGUGUUUAGGAGUCGUUUCCUAUAUUAUAAACUCUUUUGUUGUGUAGCUGUGGAUUUAUACACAGCUCAGACCUUUGCAGACUAGCCACUAGAUAAAUUCGAAAAGCACAGGUCAGUCUUGUUAUGACA
Molecule: messenger RNA, 1039 nt
Organism: Zingiber officinale
Lineage: Eukaryota; Viridiplantae; Streptophyta; Magnoliopsida; Zingiberales; Zingiberaceae
Product: ER membrane protein complex subunit 7 homolog
Exons: 7
Coding region: 16-732 (238 amino acids)
Cellular component (GO): EMC complex
Molecular function (GO): carbohydrate binding
Source: RefSeq, a predicted model, not a curated record